Messenger RNA from Gasterosteus aculeatus aculeatus (three-spined stickleback), 445 nucleotides. The record is from RefSeq and is a predicted model, not a curated record. NCBI's taxonomy places the organism in Eukaryota, Metazoa, Chordata, Actinopteri, Perciformes, Gasterosteidae.
CAAUCUUUUGUCCCUCCCCCAAAGAGAGAGGCCCCGCCUACUCAGUCACUUCCGAUACUGUUUGUAUUUUACAAAGUACAUUUGAGGCUCCAGUCGCACUUUCUAUAUCGUAUUUGCAUCGGAAGACAAAGCUGCGUCAUUUGAAAGAAACAUGCAAUCAACCAUCCUGUCAUCUCGGCUGCAGGAAAAGGAUCUGUUGUACCCAAGUGUUGCCCGAGAGAGGAGCAGGCACAAGAAGAAGAGGCUGGUGCAGAGUCCCAACUCCUACUUCAUGGAUGUUAAAUGCACGGGCUGUUACACGAUCACCACCAUCUUCAGCCACGCGCAGACGGUGGUACCGUGUGCAGGCUGCUCUCUGAUCCUCUGUCAACCAGCAGGGGGGAAAUGCAGACUCACUGAAGGCUGUGCCUUCAGAAAGAAAAAAUCCUGAACAGGAAAUGGUGCU